AUGAUUGUCACUCCCCUCCUAACGCUGGUCUAUGUUGUCUCCGCCAUCGCGUGGACGCCGGACCCGUCGCCGUCAGACCGAUACCCCGGCAUCACGCUCGAUAUUGACCCGUGGCCGCCGCACCAGUGUAGCCCGAUGCGCUUCUCGUGGACGCACGAUGGUCUCACUUCUCUCAUGUUCCUGGUGUAUGAUCCAUACAUCGGAGACAGCGGCAUGACUUGGCUUUAUGGUGGAAGCUUUGGCAUCGUGGGGCAGUCGGAGAGCCCGUACACUUGGAACAUGCCGUACGGUGUCGGCGCCAUCGUCCGUAUCCAGGCAGAGUUCGGUUACUUCGGUGACGGGCACCAGUGGAUAACCCAGAAGCUCAUCGUGGUGAACUCCACUGUGAUCAACUCGCCUGGCGCCUCGUGUAUCACCUCACCCACCCACUCUGGCACUAUUGCCCCGAGCACGUCGACCUCUGAAUUCCUCUCAACCUCGCAGUCUCAGUCGCAUUCAGAGUCUGUGACUACGACCCCGCCGUCCGUGACCACACCGAAGCCAUCUUCGACGACCACACUGAAGCCAUCUUCGACUUCGAAGUCGAAAGCUUCAACAUCAAUGUCCACCACGACUCCCAAGCAGUCGCCCUCGACGGUGAAACCCUCAAAGUCGACCACAACCCCAUCCCCAAAGGCGUCCUCCACAUCCAAGUCGGUCACAAAGUCCCAGCCACCGACAGAGUCGCCGUCAGUGCCCUCAUCGAGCUCGACGUCUCCUAUCUCAAGCUCAUCUGAGGCCCCCUCUUCCUCAUCCCUUCCACCGGCAACGACGACCUCCUCGGGGCCGUCUCACCCAGUACCCACCGAGCCAACCAUUCAUAUCUCGGCCCCAGGCCAGUUUAUACGGUGCCAGUGGAGCAAGAUUCCAUACUAUGCGCCCGGUCCCACCGACGGCCUGACCAUGGUCAUCAUAUUAGCCGACGGCACGAGGAUUGACCCCCUAAAUGAGGCCUGGUCUGGGUCCUACUAUUUCUAUCUCAACACGACCUCGCCGUUCAUUGCGGCUGCAAUCUACGACAACUAUGGAAACUACGGAUUCCUCAAUGCCCAGCCCAUUACCGGCGACAGAACAGACUGUCUCGCUAAGGCUUGA
This is a messenger RNA of Vanrija pseudolonga, 1134 nucleotides long. RefSeq names its product Dynactin subunit 1 (gene DCTN1). NCBI's taxonomy places the organism in Eukaryota, Fungi, Basidiomycota, Tremellomycetes, Trichosporonales, Trichosporonaceae. The transcript is spliced from 3 exons. The coding region runs from base 1 to 1134 and encodes 377 amino acids. The record is from RefSeq and is a predicted model, not a curated record.